AUGUAUCAACUUCACAUGUUUGAAGAAGUCACACCAGUCUCAGGGGUAAACGGACAACCACUGGAUUUAAGUGUAUACGAUAAACUAAAUAAGGCCAGAAUAAAACUUAAACGUGGGAGAUUACGAAGAAUUCACAAAUCAAAGCCAUAUAUUUAUUCUCAAAAAUUCAGUGGACUACUGAAAAGUAAUCAACAAAACUCGGAUCGAUUACCAUGUUCAUCGAUUAAGUCGGAAAUAUUUAUUUGUCCAAUGUGUCAUAUGGAAGCGACAAGUUUUAAUAUUUUUGCUCAACACAUGGCAGUGCAUUUUAAUCAGUUACCAGAAACUUCACCAAACGAUUCCGUAAACACGUAUGGCUUUGAUUUACCUGGACACUUACAGGGGAUUAUGGGAGGUAGAUGUUCGAUAGAUACUGAGACAAUGAACAAUACUAGUGUGGGCAGUGAAGUUGUUAAUCGGGACAAAACAGAACUUUUAGAAUUAAUCAAGGAGUACAUUCCUAACAAAAACUCAUUCGGAAAGGAAACUAUUGGAAAUUCUGAUAAAAAGAUAAUCUUUUCUAAUACGAAUGUAUUAUCUUGCAGUAUAUGCAGUCACCCCACAACUUUUGAUCAGUUUGCAGAUUUGUUGAAUCACUUACAAACCAAACAUCUGCUGACAUAUUAUCACUGUGGUGGAUGUGAAGAAAAAUUUACAGAUCGCAAUCGAUGUCUUGUACACAUUCUAAGUUAUCACGCUGAUUUAAAAAACCCUAUUGAGAAUACUGAGUCGGAUGUUCGUCGUGAUGCCAGCAGCUUUAAUAUUACCACUAAGAGUGUUGAAGAUACUGACCAAGGGAAAUUAAUUUCUCAUAAUGAAAAUGAAUCCUGUAAACAUUACAGUCUAGAUGGUGAGUGGGAUACUAAAAGAAGACUGAGUAAAAUGGAUCCAGAUAAUACAACCAUGAAAGAAAAAGGUCCUUUGCAGGACCAUAACGCCGGUAUCUGUCUCAAAAAUAAUCCAUAUUCAUCUAAAUGUCAAUUAGUAACUGAUGAUCACUCUAAGUCAUCUAACUUGAGCUCUCAAGUGGUUGUCGAAUCAAAUAAAGAAAGUUGCGAUCAUCACGACGGUAGUGAAAGUAAAUUGAAUACAUCUAACACAAACUGUAUGUGUCGGGCACAGUCUUUGAUUCAUUUUCUCAGUAUGUUAUUUUGGCCGAGUUUAUGGUCUUUUGAUUUGAUGAGGACGGACACUGAAGAACAACUAGGUGGUCAACUGAAAACUCUUAAUGCAACUACCAGUCGAAAUAUGGAACAUAUUUCAAAAAGUGAGGACUGUGUAUUGUCAUUUCCAUCUGCACCAGUACCACCACCAACACGAUCACUGCCGUCGUCAUCAUUAUCAUGUUUACAAAGGAAAGCUGAAACCGAGGAAUCGCAAAGUAUUAAAGGUAGAACGACUCCACCGGGUGAAUAUAAAAGCAAGAAAAACGAUACAGAGUGUAAAUCAUCAAGUGAACUUAAUGAACCCGCGGAAAAUCUAGAUCUGGAGCAUACUGUACCUAGUUGUAUUUUUUUAUUACGUUCGCAUCCUGUUCUUGGUCUUCUGCCACAUGAAAUCGCCUCUAAAGUGGACAGCUAUAAAGCCUCCAAAAUUUGUCACAUAUGCCUUAAGGAAUUCACAGAUGAAAUGACAGUGCUUCAUCAUCAAGUUGAACAGCACAGCCUCAAGGAUGUUCCAAGCAUGUCAGAUUCAUCAAAUGACCAACAAAAGACUGGUUGA
Messenger RNA from Trichobilharzia szidati, 1761 nucleotides. Lineage: Eukaryota; Metazoa; Platyhelminthes; Trematoda; Strigeidida; Schistosomatidae. The record is from the annotation of a GenBank genome assembly.